Gastrolobium bilobum is the source of this 1701-nucleotide messenger RNA. RefSeq names its product (3S,6E)-nerolidol synthase 1-like. The record is from RefSeq and is a predicted model, not a curated record. Lineage: Eukaryota; Viridiplantae; Streptophyta; Magnoliopsida; Fabales; Fabaceae. Gene Ontology annotation, molecular function: magnesium ion binding; terpene synthase activity. The transcript has 7 exons. Bases 1 to 1701 code for a protein of 566 amino acids. Gene Ontology annotation, biological process: diterpenoid biosynthetic process.
AUGGCUCUACAUUUCAAAUCGUGUUUUCCCUCCUUUAAACCUCACGUUGUUGCAAUCAAAACAGAUUUUUCUCAAAGAUUUAACCCUGUCAAAUUUGAUUAUCUGCCUACUGUUAACAAGUGGAACAUUGUUCAAGAAAACAAGUAUAUCGCAUGGAUAAGCUUUGAUGAUCUCAGCAUUAAACACGCAAAGAAAUUGAAGGUACUUAAACAUGUGCUCCGGAAUGACGAAAGUUCACUGCAAGGAAUGUACAUGAUUGAUGCAAUGCAGCGCCUAAAUAUUGAUUACCAUUUCCAAGAGGAAAUUGACUCAUUUUUACGAAGGCAAUAUGUUAUUUACACCAAUAGUUGGGAUGGCUAUGGCCAUAAUCUUCAUCAGCUUGCACUUUGGUUUCGUCUAUUGAGACAACAAGGUCACUAUGUAACUGCAGAGGUGUUUGAGAAGUUCACAGACGUGGAUGGAAAGUUCAACCAAGAACUAGGUGGAAAUAUCAAUGGAAUGAUAGAAUUAUAUGAAGCCUCACAGCUAAGCAUAACAGGGGAAGACAUACUUGAUGAAGCUGGAAAAUUUAGUAGGCAUGUCUUGAAGGAAAGGUUGGGUGGCCUUGAUGAUCAUGAAGCUAAGUGUGUAAGGAGUACCUUGGAACACCCUUUUCACAAAAGCCUGCCAAUGUUCACCGCUAGAGAUUUCUUUGGAGAUUUCCAUGGCAUGAAUCGAUGGUUAGGUUCCUUAAAAGAAGUGGCAAAAUUGGAUUUCAGUUUGCUGCAACGCUUCCACCAGCAGGAAAUUAUUCAAAUUUCCAAAUGGUGGACAGAACUUGGUUUAGCUAAUGAGUUAAAGUUCGCCAGAAAUCAACCACUGAAAUGGUACAUUUGGUCCUUGGCAUGUCUCCCCGGUCCUACUUUAUCAGAAGAAAGGGUUGAGCUCACAAAACCAAUCUCUUUCAUCUAUAUAUUAGAUGAUAUUUUCGAUGUGUAUGGAACUCUUGACGAAUUAACUCUUUUUACGGAGGUUGUUUCCAGAUGGGAUAUCAGAGCUACUGAGCAGCUACCGGAUUACAUGAAGAUAUGUUUCAAGGCACUUUAUAAUCUGACUAAUGAAAUCAGCUCCAAGGUCUAUGAGAAAAAUGGAUGGGACCCUACUGACUCUCUUCGUAGGAUGUGGGAGAGUUUGUGCAAAGCCUUCCUCGUUGAAGCAAAAUGGUUUGCUUCUGGAAACUUUCCAAGUGCUGAUGAAUACUUAAAGAACGGGAUAGUUAGCUCUGGAGUGCACAUUGUGCUCGUUCACAUUUUCUUUCUUUUGGGUCAAGGUUUAACCAAGGAAAAUGUUCAGAUCAUAAACAGAAUCCCAGGCAUUAUUUCUUCCUCAGCAACAAUUCUUCGGCUUUGGGAUGACUUGGGAAAUGCAGAGGAUGAGAAUCAAGAAGGCAAUGAUGGGUCAUACGUGAAUUAUUUCUUGAUGGAACACCAAGACUUGUCGUUGACAAUAGCAAGAGAGCAGGUUAUGAGUAUGAUCUCUGAUGCGUGGAAAAGCCUCAACCAACAGUGCCUGUUUGAAAGCACAUUUCCUACAGCAUUCACUAAGGCAUCUCUCAAUCUUGCAAGGAUGGUACCAUUGAUGUAUUGUUAUGACGAUAAGCAUUCUCUUCCAAGGCUAGAGGAGCGAGUCCAGUCCUUGCUUUAUGAUAAUGUUCUACUGUAG